GACCAGUAUGAGGAGGGCCAGUUGGAGUUGGAACAGGCCUCCCUGGACAAGCCCAUAGAAUCGAAACCCACAGAAAAUGUCUUAAUUGGGAUAAAAUACAAGAAGAGUGUGCACACAUACUGGUACCGGGCAAGUGCCUUGACCCUUUGGCCCCCUGUUCUGGAACCAGAGCAAGAGCAUCUGAGCUGUUUUUCCACGAAGAGUCUUUUAUUCCAGUCGACGCUUAGCAAGUGGUGCUGGGACAGUGACAGCCAUCCCUGAGAGAGUGUGUGAGUGAGCGAGGAAGUGUGUGUGUCCUGCUCUUGUUUCUCCGCGCCCUUCUUCUGCCACUCAUUGUGUGUGAUCCGUAGGCAGCUAGAGGUCUGUGGUUUUUUAAAAUUGGGAUCUUUUUUCUUUGUCUCUCUCUUUCUUUUUCUCUCUCAUGCUUUUUGUCUCCCCUCUCCUCCUUCCCUCUUUUUAUCUUGCUCUUUCUCUCUCUUUGAUACUUUUUUUAGCCUUGCAUGUGUUAACUUGGUAGCAGUCAUUCUCUCUCUUUUUCUGUCUGACCAUAACCCUCCUUCCUUUUAUGUUUGUCCCUGAUACACUCCACAAACCUGGGAGAUGUGCACUGGGCAGCUACGAAGCCAGGGUUUAAAAGCCAGGAUAACAUUGGUCAUCGACUACUACAGAAACAUGGCUGGAAGCUGGGACAAGGCCUUGGCAAAACCAUGCAGGGUAAGGUUUGUAGGAACCCCCCCCUCCCCCCUUUUGUGUGUCUGUAAAUGUGUAUGUGUGCGCGCGCGUGUAUCUUCUUCUUUUGCAAAAUGAGGAUGAAAUAACUCUCCCCCCCUUUUACAGUGUAGCCUAACGGCCUCUCUUAGUUCCCUCCUGUAAGCUUACAAUCACUAAACUUUCUCUGCUCAGAAUUACCAGCGCUACGAUUCAAAACUCACUCCAGAAUGAAAUCAGUAAACCUGUAGCUCCAUGUGUAGAAACCAAUGACCGUUUCCUUGAUUUUGUUCAGGAUUUAUCUGUGAUAGAAUAGCUACUUUCAUGUCAGUGUAUUUCUGGCUGCGAUGGGGGGUUGUUUUGAUUGGCUGUGAACAUAAGAUUGGGUUUUCUGAUUGGCUUUGAACAUGUCUCUGCCUCCCCCCCCCACUCCCGAUAAUUCUUUUGAAUGGCUUGCAGAAUGAGCCUGAAUCUCCGCCCAUUUCCACCCCUCUUCCUCCGCCUCUCAGUCGAUCUGUCUGCCUGUGUCCACUUUUGUGAAGUGACCGUACACGUGGUAAUGUGGGUGUGGGAUUUUGCGUGUGUGUUGUGUGCGAGUGUUUGUGUGUGUAUGUGUCACUGGUGAGGGAGUGGGGGCUCAGGUGUUUUGGCUUGCAGGGAAAACUCUCACAUCAUCCCACCUGCAUCCCCCACUCCCCUCUUUUAUAUGAUACAAAUACUCAAAAGCAAUGCCCUGCCCAUCUCUUCUCCCCUUUCCUGCAAAGCAUGCUGGUCAUAUAGAACUAGAACUAGUAAAUCUUGAGUUUUAAGCAGUGCAGCGGUUGAGUGAAGUGACAGUCACAAUCAGUGAAAACUGGAUGGAUAGAUAGAUUGAUACAUAAAUAGAUGGAUAGACAGACAGAGAAAUGGUUAAACACAUUAGGGAUGGGCAUUUCUAAAGAUUUUAUGAUCAAGUGCUUGCAGAAAAUUUAAAAAAGUAAUGAAUUACAUAAAAAUGAAAAAGGGAAAUUAUGAUUCAUCCAUCUAAAUUUUAUAGCCAACUGUGUUUUACCCUGUUUUGACAAUAUCCUGCCCUUCCUAUCAAAGUGGGUGGUUCUUGAGUGAUGCAACCUACCAGACUCUCUGUCAGUUGUUGCCUAUGAACACUGCAAUGCCAUGGAUUCAGUUAUGAGAUUGUUUCUGUUUGGUCAAAGUUUGAAUAAUUUAAGUAGUAUAGUAGUAGUAUAGUAGUAUUACUUGCGCUGGUCUGUAUGAUUUAGUACUUGUUACUCUAUUUAGUACUGGAAAGCUUGUUCAAAAUAAUAAUUUGUUUAGUUGAAUACAUUAUAAAUUAUUGCCAGUCAUUGUGGUUAAUUAUGAAACAUAAAUAUUGUUGUUAUUACCUGUACAAGGCUGUUUAGGCCAGCCCUAUAUUUUACUGGUUGAACAAGUAGCUUCGUAAUUAGUGCUCUAUUAGUCGACUACUUAUGCCCAUCCCUAAAACAGAUGUGCUUUAUUGAUUCCCAGAAUCAAAUUAUAUUUAAAUUAUAUUUUGAAUUGGCCCACUCUGUCUAGUGCAGGGCUGAAGGUUAAAGAGCCUCAAUGCGCUGCUAAAAACUCAAUCGCCAUGUUAUGUUUCUCACAUCUCCUUCUGCUGUAUAGGGAUGCAGCACGCAUAAACAAUGACCACUGCCUCCCAAUCACACUCACCCACAGACCUGGACCUGCAUGGUGGAUGGGGAAAGGGGGGGAAGCAGAGAGGGCAGUGGUCUGCAUUUGUUUGGUCAUUUUAUCUAAGGAUUUGCUUUGAAAAUAAAAGAAAAUACAAAUCGGCAUCAGAACAGCAGAACAGGUGUUAAUGCGAGAAAGAAAAGCAUGGGUUAUGGAGGACUGUAGCGAACAUUAUAUUCAUACAAUCACACUCGUAGUCAUGUAAUGAGAAAACCAAGUAAUCUUAAACAACAUAUGUUUGGUGAUUCUUAUUGUACGAAGCAAGUUGUGUUAAAAAAAAAGUCCAAUUUGUUGAGUUUAGAGAAUCAGAAUUAAAAAACCUGCUCGAUUUUUUGGACAUCAGGAGCAUUUAGAGUUGCUCUUUCAUGUUUUAAGGUGGAGAAGGAUGGCAGGAAAGCAGGGGAUGGUGAGAGGGAUAUCCCUGGAAUCACCCAAAACCCAGAGUGGACGCACCGACCCUGUGCCCAUCAUCCUCAAAUAUGACGUUAUGGGGAUGGGACGCAUGGAGAUGGAGCUGGACUAUGCAGAAGAUGCAACAGAGAAGCGUCGAGUGUUGGAAGUGGAGAAAGAAGACACAGAGGAAUUGCGACAGAAGUACAAGGAUUAUGCUGAGAAGGAGAAAGCCAUCGCCAAGGCUUUGGAAGACCUGAGAGCUAAUUUCUAUUGUGAGCUGUGUGAUAAGCAGUAUCAGAAACACCAGGAGUUUGACAAUCACAUCAACUCCUAUGAUCAUGCACAUAAACAGAGGCUGAAAGAGCUGAAGCAGAGGGAAUUUGCACGAAAUGUGUCUUCACGUUCCCGUAAGGAUGGGAAGAAGCAGGAGAAAAUGCUGCGGCGUCUACAUGAGCUAGCUGAGCAGAGGAAACAGCAAGACUGCGUUUCUGGUAGUGGGCCUAUGUUCAAGCAGACAACAGUGGCAGUCGAUGGAGAUAAGGGUGAUGACGGUGGCUUCUCAAAUGUAGAUGGUGUUCCUAUGACCACAGACUGUACCACAGAGGGAUCAUCAGGGGAGGAUAAGGGAAACUCUGGCUUUUGUGGUCAGAGCUCACCGAGACCUGGCCCAGCCAUAAGUUUCUCCCUUCGUAAGAACACAUCCUCUCCAACACCGAGUGGAGGGACCCAGGCUGCUAAAGUCAGUGUUUCCUUCUCUUUCGCCAAGAAAGCACCAGUAAAACUGGAGACAGCUGCUGCUGUGUUUGCAGACCAAGGAGAAGAAGCAAUGGAAGAAGAAGAAGGACAGGAAGAAGGAGCAGAGAAAGCUGCAGGGGAGGAAGGAGGUACAGCAUCCUGCACUGAUAGUCCACAAGCUACAGCAGGAGGCACAGGUGGAGGAGAAGAAGAACAGCCACAGGGUGAUGAUGGAGGAACACUGGCCUCCACCCUUAACAAACUAAAGAUGAUGAUGAAAAAGGAGGAAGGUUACUCUGGACAAGAGCCACAGUAUUAUCACUAUGUUCCUCCUGCACACUGUCGGGUCAAGCCCCAUUUCCAGUUCCUACUCUUCAUGAAGGCCUCAGACCAGUGUGGCAGCCGAGAGGAGGACGAAGAGGCGGAAGAAGAGAAAACAUCAUCAACAGAAGGAGAUGCGGGACAAAAACAGGCUAAAGACAACGUCUCCAAAACAGAGAAGGACGCAGGGAAAGAAGCAGAGAAAGAGGCUACAAAGAGGCAGUGUACAGAUCCUAUUUCAUCUCCCAAAGUAAAGACUGAAGAAGGAUCAGAUAGCACCCCAGCAGUAGAGGGGAGUGUGGAUCCUUCAACUACUACUUCCCAAACAACAGAAGCUAAACAAGGGGCAUCUGAACCUCAAGACACUGGACCCCGCAUACCAACGGGGCCCUUCUUUCCUGUUUUAAGUAAAGAUGAAAGCACUACUUUACAGUGGCCCUCUGAGCUCUUAGAGUUUACCAAGGCCCAGCCUUCCCUCUCCUACAGUUGUAACCCUCUUUACUUUGACUUUAAGCUGUCCCGGAACAAAGGCAACCGAGGAGGUAAAGCCAACAAACCUGCCAAGCCAGCUAACGCUAGUGGAGAUAACGGAGAGGGAUCCAAGACCGAAGGCACCAUCAGCACUGCUGGCACAAGUGGAGAGACUAGCCAAGCAGUAACACCACCCAAUACCAGCACUGACAAAAAAGAAGAAUCCUUAAAAGAAAAGAUUGCAGAGGGUGACAACAAAGACAAGAACAAAGACAAGUUGGAGAGCACUGAAGAUGGAGCUGGGGGCUCCAAGAAAAAGAAAAAGAAGAAGAAACACAAGAAGUCAAGCAAGCGUUCCAAGCGCAAAGAAAAAGAGAAAACAGCUGCAGAGGGAGAGAUGGAGACAGAGACACAAGGAGAAAAGACCAAAAAGAAAAAGAAACACAAACGAAAGAAAAGCAAAAAUAAACCACAUGCUGAGGAAGACGAAGAUGAAAAGGCACAAGAAGGUAAAGAACAGAAAGGCAAAGACAAAGAUGACAAGGGUGGGGUCAGUUCCUCUGCACAGACUACAGGAGGAGGAGGAGGUGGGAGUUCGGCUUCAGAGGGAGCAAAGAGAAAACGACCCCAUAAAGAAGUGUCUCAAAAAUCAGGGACUGAGGAGGGCAGUGCAGGCAAGUCCAACUCUUCAGAAGAGCACAAUGGUACGAAACGUCUCAAAGCUGACCCUAGUGCUGCGUCCUGUUCUGCUUCUGCUCAGAAAAGUCCAGGGGGAGGUCGACCUCCCAGCAGCGAGAGUGAAGAAGAUGGUGGCUCUUCAUCUCAGCGCUCCCGCCCUCCUCAUCGGCGGUCUACACCUUCACGUGAACAGAGGCGUCACCGCAGCGAGGACUCGGGACGGUCAGGUCGCUCACGUAGCCGUUCAUCUCGCCGAGGAGACCGCAAUCAUAGACGCAACAGAGGUCAGACGUCUCGUAGUCAGUCAUAUACAAGCAGCUCAGAGCGUUCCUCAGCAGGCAGUAGUGCGUACAGUUGGCACAGCCACAGCUACUCUGACAGCUACAGUGACUACAGUGAUGGAGAACGUCACCGCAGGUCAAAAAGGCGCUCUUCGGACUCAGAGUAUGAAAGAAGAAGUGGUGGACGGUCACACAGGAGACACUACUCAUCCUCUUCUUCGGAAGAAGACUCUCGAUCACGUUCGCGCUCUCACAGCCGGAGGAAGCACCACCGGCGGAGGCGCCAUCGCAGUAGUAGCCGCAGUUCAAGUCGCAGCAGCCGGAGCAGCAGUGCUCGCUCAUACAGACGCAGCAGCUACAGUCGCAGUCGCAGCUCUGCCAGUCGCUCAUCCAGCUCCCCGCACCGCCGCAGCCGUAGCCGACGGGCAGACAGCUCCACGCACCGACGUGACUUUAACCGCUCCAUCAUAUAUCGCUCACAGUCUCCAAGGUCCUCGUCGUCCCGGUCGCAGGCACGGAACAGCAGUUCCUCAACACAAGCAACCAAAGGAAGCGGGGGAGGUGGAGGAUUGAGGGAAGGUGGAGGUGCUUCAGAGCAUCGGAACUCAUUUACAGCCCGCCAGCUUCUUGAAAAAGUCCAGUCUCGCAAGGGUGGUGAAGACGGUGGAACUGUAAGUAAACCGGGCAUCAAAAUCAAGGACCCUCCGCAGGGCUACUUUGGGCCCAAGCUUCCCCCAGCUCUUGGAAACAAGGGCAUAUUACCCCUUUUUGGUAAGCUCCAGGCAGGGAAGAAACCUUCUUUACUUCCCUUAAUGCGGACAGACGAUGGGGAAAAGUCAGGGCAGGGAAAGGGUUCUGAUUCCAGUGGUGAGGUAAUCCUGGUGGAGCCCAUUCGUGAGUUUCCUCCACCACCCCCACCACCUCCUCCACCACCCCAGCAGCAGCAGCAACAGCAGCAGCAACAGCAGCAGCAACAACAACAGACGGAGGAACCCAUCUCAAAUGCAGUCUCAGAUGAGACCAGAAACCAAAUCUCAGAACCUCAAGUGCUCCAUGAGCAAAGGCCAGUAUUUGAGCAAGAUCCGGGUAACAUUAUGCCUGCUUAUCAAGGUGAGCCAGGACAGGACCCCAACAACCAAAUCAUGGACGGACGUCUAAUGGGACCUGACAUGGGCCAGCAAGCACCCAUGCAUGCUUAUCCAGGCUAUCCUAUGUCCAAUAUGGAAGAGGAGAACAUGGGAAUGGAGGCUGAAGAGGAUGGCUUGGCACCAUUGGAGAGCCAACCAAUCACUUUUACCCCAGAGGAGAUGGAGAAAUACAGCAAGCUACAACAAGCAGCACAGCAGCACAUCCAGCAACAGCUUCUGGCAAAGCAGGUGAAGACCUUUCCCUCAGCUGCUGCAGCUGCAGCCGCAGCCAACUUGGCAGCUGCUGCCAAUCUCGCCCCUGCACCUCCUCCUCCGCCUGCUGCUCUGCAACCAAUUCAUAUCCAGCAGCCCACUGUGUCGGCAGCAUCAGCCACUUCCAUUACCACAGUGCAGCAUGCCAUCCUGCAGCACCAUGCAGCCGCCACAGCAAUGGGCAUCCACCCUCACACCCCACAUCAUCCUCAUCCUGCUCAUGCUCAGCUAGCCCAGGUACAUAUACCCCAACACCACCUGACCCCCAUAUCCUUAUCUCCUCUGGGCCACACAUUAGGUCACUCUUUGGGUCACUCUUUGGGACACACUGGCCUGAUCCCAGCCCACCCUUCUGCCUUUCUCUCUGGGCAGCCUAUACAUAUAAUACCAGCUUCUGCGCUCCACCAUGCCCCAUUAGCUCUGCACCAUGUCCCUCACGCAGCCCUUUACCCCACUCUCUUCGCUCCUCGGCCAGCAACAGCAGCUGCUGCAGCUGCCUUGCAGCUCCAUCCCCUACUUCACCCCAUCUUCUCAGGCCAGGACCUUCAGCAUCCCCCAAGCCAUGGCUCUUGAGAUACUUUGCAAAAAGAAUGAAGUCCCUGCAGUCUAAAAGGAGGGUGAGGGGUAGAUUUUUUUUUUUUUCUGGAUGACAUACUCCAGACUACCAGUCAACCUCUCUUUCCUUUUACUGUGUUAAAGAGAGAACAUCAGUCCAAUUGACAAAGUGGAAAACCUCCUUAGACUGAAAAAAAUCUGGAAAUUCACUAUUAUUUGUGUGUUUGGUAAAAGCAGAGAAGCUGCAUGAAGAACGCUUUUGAACCCAGGCAGUUUCCUGAGGGAUGUGAGCAAGAGAUUUAGCUCACAAGUGAGAUCUUCACAUUUGUUAAGAAUUUUUGUUGUUUCCUAUGGUGAUUGUUGCUGAUCUCAUUUUUCCCGUGCAGCCAAAGAGACUCAAUGGCUGAAGCCAUAGGCUGGGGGUGUGAUCAGUGCUAUGGUCCUAUAGUAUGCAGAGAGGGUGAUUCCUUGGAAACUCACUUUGUGUAAGGGUGUUGGGAUGUCCGUGUCAAGAUAAACUAUUGUAAAUUGCAGAAAUUGUGUGUCCUUUUAUGAAGAGCUGGUCAUGGAAAUAAAAUGAUUACUUGGCUGCAGCCAUAAUAAAAUGUUACCUGGGCAAUUCCAGUGCAGGCCAGUGAUCAAGAGUUAUCUCAAAAUACUUUAUCCUCUGAGUAACAAAAACAGGAACAUUUAAAUAAUGUGGAAUGGAUUGAAGCCAUAUUUGUCAUACUAAAUGCAUUGUUUUCAAUGGUUUGUCGUAAAUCAGUAAUAUGAAGUAAAAACUAAAGCGCUUCACAAAAUGUUGACGUCACAGAAAGUUACACUGUUUUGGGGUACCCCCACCUUGUCAAGGACUUGACUUGCACUGAAAAAAUUGUACAUCAGGAUGCUGCUUUUGCAUCAUGUAAGGACUGUAUGAUUGUAGUAUUCUGCAAUAAUUUUAUUUUCUGUUUGAUUUUAAAUUAUUUUCCAGUAUUUUUUUUUUUUUGCUGAGUUUUCCCCCUUGUAUAAUUAGUCUUUUGUAAAUAGUCAUCAUAGACAAAAGCGUAUUGUAAAAUAAUACACCUUUGUAACUGUUAAAAAAAAUUACUACACAAAAAGGACACAGUGAAAUAACAAACACAGAGCAGACAAAUGGAUUAAUAAAUAAUUUGGUCAGGGUUGGUACUACAGAGGGCUAUCCUGCUGUAACUGGGGUGGUCCGGGGAUGGGGUCUGUACUGACAGGGGAUUUACAAGUGUUGUUAAGUCACCUUUGGAAACAGAUCAGACUGUAAAUGGCAGCAGUGGUAUUUAGUUUUUUUUAUUCUUUAUCGAUGCGUCAGAAAAUAAAGCGUUUUGAGAUGUAAAUGAC
This is a messenger RNA of Colossoma macropomum (tambaqui), 8605 nucleotides long. RefSeq names its product G patch domain containing 8 (gene gpatch8). Gene Ontology annotation, cellular component: nucleus. Bases 2804 to 7270 code for a protein of 1488 amino acids. The transcript is spliced from 10 exons. The record is from RefSeq and is a predicted model, not a curated record. Gene Ontology annotation, molecular function: nucleic acid binding. Lineage: Eukaryota; Metazoa; Chordata; Actinopteri; Characiformes; Serrasalmidae.